AAUAAUAUAAAAAGAAAACAACUAAUUAACAAAAAGUGCAAAAAAUAAAUAUUAAAAAAAAAUUAAUUAAAUACACUAAUAAACUAAAUCUAUUUUUAUAAAAAAUAAAAUUCAAUCAAUUUAAAUAAAAAAAAUAAUUAAAAUGAAUAAAAAUAUAAUCUGCAUUUUAAUUUUAAUUGUGACUAUCGCCCUGUGCUGUCGUCCUUUGUAUGGUAAACCCUUGGAUAUAAAUAGUAAAGAAGAGAAUUACAACGAUGACGGAUAUAAUGGAAAUUUGGAUAAAAAGACAAUAGAACAAUUACGUCAGUGUGACAUGGACUUGGAAACAAUGGAGUUGUGCAUGCGCUGUGCAAAAAUAACAAAAUCUACGAUAGUCUAUCCGUUGUGUUGUGCUAAUGAGGAUAAAAUUAAAGAUUGGUGUCAUGACUAUGUCUUCUUUGGAGCACUUUAGAUAUAUAUAAAAUAAUUUCAAUUACAUUCAGCAUCUUUUAUGAUUAAUCAAGUCCUCAACUCAACUCACACACACACACACACACACUCACUCCCAUACACAAUUUCAGAGAAGCUGACGAACAAAUCUUAUUUAAUUUUAAGUUAUUCUAAUUGGCUGUGAUAAAAACAAAAACAAAUUACAUAUUUAAUAAAUUAAUUUUAAGAAAAUUUAUACCAUUUUAGGAAUUUAGUAGUACACAAAAAACACACAAUGUAAACACGAACAUUUCUACUAUAUUUAUGAAUGAAUUGUACAAUAUCAUUUGUAUGUAUGUACUUCAUAUUCACCUGAAUAAAAACAAGAUGUUGUUUCAUUUUUAUUUCAUUAAAAAUA
Calliphora vicina (urban bluebottle blowfly) is the source of this 826-nucleotide messenger RNA. RefSeq lists its product as uncharacterized. The transcript has 2 exons. The record is from RefSeq and is a predicted model, not a curated record. Lineage: Eukaryota; Metazoa; Arthropoda; Insecta; Diptera; Calliphoridae. Bases 143 to 451 code for a protein of 102 amino acids.